AUGGAGGAACCGCAAAUCAACAGCAAUGGCACUGACAACGGGGACAUUGACCUUUCGCACCACCUAUCAGAUGAGGCUAGGAAUCGAGUUGCCAACCCGCUGAAAGAUAUCAUACGGGUGAUCAGCGAAUGCCCAGUCAUUGAUCUAAUCAGUAUGGCAAACGGUGAUCCUCAUCAUUCGCUCUAUCCUUUUCGGCAAAUUAUGUACGAAGUGCCAUCUGUACAGGACGCACCUGAUCCAGUCACCUCAUGGCGGAACAACUCCGGGCUCGCGCAGAUCAUACGUUCCUACAAAGAUAAGGAGUGCGCACUAUCUAUUCGCGAUGCCUUCCCGUAUUCCCGGGCUGCUGGACUUCAACAGUGCAUAGAUGUACUCACUGACUUCACGAAGCUGAUGUUCGCUCCGCCGAAUCAUCAUGUGAUGUUGACAUUGGGGAACUCUGAUGGUAUCACGAAGGUUUUUCGCCUAUUCGGGGAGAAGGGAGAUCAUUUCUUGACUGAUGAGUUUUCUUUUCCCAGUAUGACAAACUCUCCUCUCGCAUACGGCGUCAAGUGGGUUGGUGUUAAGAUGGAUCCUGGUGGCAUCAUUCCUGAGGAGCUGGAAAGAAUCCUCGCCAAAUGGGACGAGGUGAAAUCAGGGCGACGACCUCGCGUUCUCUAUAUUGUCCCGGUUGGCCAGAACCCUACUGGAUCAACGUUGACCGUGGAUCGUCGCAAGAAGAUCUAUGCCAUUGCACAAAGAUGGGAUUUAAUUAUCAUGGAAGACGAUCCUUACUAUUUCCUGCAAUAUGAUAUCCCUCAAACAAACUGCGCGUCAACAGAUCCUGAUGAAUUUAUUAAGAAUUUUCGAAGCACCUUGAUACCUACAUUCUUGUCAAUGGAUGUUGACGGCCGUGUGCUUCGUAUCGAUACGUUCAGCAAAGUGCUUGCCCCAGGAAUGCGAUUGGGUUGGAUCACAAGCAAUAAACUUUUCCACCAAAAGUUGGCAGAUUAUACCGAUUCAUCGACCCAGCCGCCACACGCCUUCGGGCAGAUGUUCGUCACCGAGAUGCUUAGCGAACAUGGCUGGAAAGUCGAAGGUUUCUGUCGCUGGUUGAAAAGCUUACGCAUGGACUACCAAAGCCGCCGUGAUUUCCUCCUCGACGUUUUUUCGGCGCGAAGGAUGUUUGUGUGGAUAGAAGUUUUUUUCGAAAGACAUCCUCGUUUCGUUCGCGAACAGUAUUCUGGUGGCUCGCCUGUUGUUGCACGGACUAAUACGGAACAGCUCCUGAAGGAGCUUUUUGAGAGGUUGAUGAAUACACAGGGCGUUGUAUUCAUACCGUCUUCUACGUUCGCUAUUCCAGAAAAUCCCUUAUGGGUGGAAAGCGACGGGCAUGUGCCAUUGAGCGAUCGCAACAGGUUUCUACGCGCAACGUUCGCUGGUACUGAGGAUAUCAUCGAGAAGGGCAUGAUACGCCUUGGUAACGGUUUGCGAGAAUUCUUUCAAGAUUAG
Molecule: messenger RNA, 1491 nt
Organism: Suillus subalutaceus
Lineage: Eukaryota; Fungi; Basidiomycota; Agaricomycetes; Boletales; Suillaceae
Product: pyridoxal phosphate-dependent transferase
Exons: 8
Coding region: 1-1491 (496 amino acids)
Biological process (GO): biosynthetic process
Molecular function (GO): pyridoxal phosphate binding; transaminase activity
Source: RefSeq, a predicted model, not a curated record